Molecule: messenger RNA, 4300 nt
Organism: Solea solea (common sole)
Lineage: Eukaryota; Metazoa; Chordata; Actinopteri; Pleuronectiformes; Soleidae
Gene: ankrd13a
Product: ankyrin repeat domain 13A
Exons: 15
Coding region: 240-2051 (603 amino acids)
Cellular component (GO): cytoplasm
Molecular function (GO): protein binding
Source: RefSeq, a predicted model, not a curated record
GUGGUUUGUUCUGCUCGCACUUCCUUGUUCAAAAGUUUUGUUUAGGUGAGGGCUUUAGCAACCGGUCACCGGUUUUUGGGUGAUUUUCAUGCCGUUAUUUUGUAAAUAUUAAGCGCAUGGAUCACACUUGUUGUAUGAUUUGGUAACAACAACAGCGCGCAGCUACUGCAGUUUCUUCACAUGGCUGGAACCACCAGAGGUUGGCUAACGUUGCUCUGAGAGGGACCGUAGAGAGGAAGAUGUCCACGGCUAACAUUAGCGAGGACAUCCGAGUGCAGUUUCCCCUGCACUCCGCGGUGUGGGAGAACGAUUACAGGAAACUAGAAAACGAGAUCACGACGACACAGAAUGAUAUUGAGGCAGUGGAUCCCAGAGGUCGGACAGCUCUGCACUUGGCUGUGUCACUCGGGCACCUAGAGUCGGUGAGAGUCCUUCUGAGACAUGGCGGUCAAGUCACUACGGAAAAUGCCAAUAACUGGACAGUACUGCAGGAGGCUGUCAGCACUGGCGACCCAGAGAUGGUUCAGUUAGUACUUCAACGCAGAGACUACCUCAAAGCCUCCACUGCUCUGGGAGGAGUGCCUGAGCUGCUGUCAAAGAUCAGAGAGUCUCCAGACUUCUAUAUGGAAAUGAAGUGGGAAUUCACCAGUUGGAUCCCUCUUCUGUCCCGGGUUUGUCCAAGUGAUGUUUGUCGCAUCUGGAAAAGUGGCGCCAGCCUGCGAGUGGAUGCCACUCUGCUUGGCUUUGAAAACAUGACCUGGAUCCGAGGACGCAGAAGCUACAUUUUCAGAGGAGACGAUUCACAUGCAGAGCUGAUGGAGGUGAACCAUGACGAUAAAAUAGUGGAAACUGAGCGCUUCAACAUCUCCCAAGAAAUGGAGGAGGUCACACUGGAGUCCAUGCAACCAGCUGAAAGAGACGUUGCCAAAAGGUUGACAACAUCAAUUGUCAACACCUACUUGGACACCAAGGACAUUGCAUUUGUCAGGAACAAGUCUGGGGUCUGGGGCUGGAGAAGUGACAGAUGUGAAAUGGUCAACGGAUUCGAAGCAAAGGUUUUCAGUGUGAACAAUGUAAACGUGGUGAUCAGGACAAGGACAGAGCAUCUUACAGACGAAGAGAAAGCCAGGAUAAAAAGUGAGAGGAACAUCCUGGAGUCUUUGCUGGGGACUGUGGAGCAGCACAUUAAUGCACAGGGGGACCUCACGCUUGAGUACGCAACUGCCACCAAUCCCACUGCCAUCACCCCGGAGGAAUACUUUGAUCCUGACUUUGACCUCGGGAACAGGGACAUUGGCCGACCCAUUGAACUGAGCAUUCGAACACAGAAAUUCAAAGGUACAUUGUGGAUGAGUGAGGAACAUCCCUUGUCCCUGGUGGAGCAGGUCACCCCCAUCAUUGACCUCAUGGCGCGAACAAGUUCCCAUUUUGCACGGUUACGAGACUUUGUAACCCUAAAGUUUCCUCCCGGAUUCCCUGUAAAAAUAGAAAUUCCCCUGUUUCAUGUACUGAAUGCCAAGAUUACAUUUGGUAAUGUAAAUGAAUGCAGUACUGCAGAAGAAGCAAGCACAACACCAGCAGCCACGCCAACAUCCUCAGGGGAAGAUGAAGAAGCUGCAGCACUGCCGCCUUUCAAGGUGUGUCCCUCAGUGUUUGUGGUGCCCGUCAGUUACCACCGUCGAGGGGGCAGCCGCCACACACCCGUGACGAACAAUGACGAGGAGCUUUUGCAGUAUGCCAUCCAUCAGAGUAUCCUGGAGUCUCACCAAGUCCCCGACCAGGAGGAGACGUGGGACGAUGUAAAUGGAGAAUUCGCCGAUGAAAUCCCAAGAAGCCAGAGUGACAGGAGUAUCCCAGAGGGGGUGCUAGUGGAUUAUGGCGACACAUCUAGUCCGACCAGCUCCGUCUCCGUCUCCGUCUCCAGCCCCGACUCGGACCUCCGCCUGGCCAUGGAGCUCUCUGCACAAACUCAGGAGGAAGAGGAGAAAAUGAGGAAGCAGGAGGAAGAGGAGCUGGAGAGGAUAUUGCAGUUAUCGCUCACUGAGAAGUAAAAGGAAUAAGAGGGAAUGAUGAUGAUAAUAAUAAUAAUAAUAAUGAUGAUAGUAACACAACUUUUUCAGAUCCAGAAACAAACACCACACCUCAGUUUUCCUUCCUAACCACUGACUAUGCAACGGCAGAUUACUUUCUGUAACAGUUCCUUCUUGCACAUGCAAUAACUCUCAGUAUCCAAGGUUUUCUAAGAGGUCGUUUUUUUGGUAAGCGCAUAUUCCUUUUUAUAUUUCUAUAUCAGCAUUGUCUCUUUGCUUAAGCGCCAUUUUUGGACAUUGAUAAUUAUACGUGGGUUCCACUUUUAAUUUAUUUGUUUUCUUUUCCAUUUUAAAAUAAUUGCAGGACUGUUUUGAUCGUAUUUUUAUCCGGAGUACGGUCAACACAAAUGAUUAAGGUCAUGGUGACUUCAUAAAGUGUUGCCGCGCAGACGUGGCGCUAUUAUUUCUUUUCUUGGUACCUACUGUGGACAUAAAGGGACAGAUUUAAGUGUUUUCCUCGGAAGGUCUCUCUGCAGAGUUGCUUAUCAUGGGCUUACUGAAUAACUAGAAAUCUCAGGGUUCUAAUUUUACACUUUCCCCCAUCAUGUCUGAAAGUGUGGGUCGUUAAUCACUUCUGAAGAACUUUUGGAAUUUGUUGCCUGGUAAAUGUUUCUGUGGUGAAAAAUGGUGUUUUUCCUCAAAUACCACUCUGUGCCAUAUACCAAUAUUCAUUUAGGAAACUCUGUUUAUUGAGCCACAAGUUAAGAAGUAAAUACACAGUUGUUUUUUGUACACUCUGCAGAUGGAUAAACAAAAGCAUGAGAAAAACCUGAUGCAUAGAAGUGACAUAAUACCUUUGCUGCAACAAACUAACUUUCCUUUUUUGUUUUUGUGGUGUGAGAGGACACAUUUGUCGUCACUGUCCAUAGAAAGCAACCUCGAGCGUUAUCACCUCAGUUCCAAAUGCAAUAGCAGAGACCAGUCUGUCUGUCUGUCUGUCUGUCUGUCUGUGGAUUCACAGCCGUCUGCCUGUUGCAGUCAUGAACAACUUCAGAGCAGAAGAAGGUUCAAAGGUCAGACACAUGUGCGUCUAGUUUCUUUGCUGUGGUGAUUCUCGGUGCGGGUGAGGCGUGGUAACAGUUUUUUUACGUGGUGCCUCUGAGACUUAACUUUCUAAACCGUCUUUUUAUUUUGUUUGAGGUUUUGUAACUUUAAAAACAGGAUGGAAACAUGUUGCUGAGUAACAAACAUUAACCACUAUACGUACUGACAGAAAGCCACUCAUAAAUAAUCACAAGAAAAGGAUGUGAACUCUUUGGAACGACCUCAAUUUCUGUCCCAUUUUCACAAAAACCCGACCUGAUCUUCAUCUUAGUUACGUUAUAGUCAAACUUAAGUGUUCUUAAGCCAAUAACACACAGUUACAUUCUGACUUCAAAUGUUUUCUGUAGCUUUAGAUCAAGCGUCGACAACUCAGGAGAAAGUUUUGCCUUUUCUUCUCACAGAACUGCUUCAUAUCAGAUGUUUUCUUAAGAUUUCUGUGUUGUACAGCUCUUAUUUCUCUUCUCAGUUGAUCUCUGGACUCUGACAUCCUUGUUUGACUUUGUGUAUUUGAUUCAUUUUCAAUAGUUAGAGUCUUUCCUGUUGUAAUACUGCGACUGAGCUUCAGCUGAAGAGCCACCCUGGUGUCAUCCUCUGUGAUUCCUCCAUAAACCCUGAGAAUCACUUUCUUAUUUGAUGAUGAUCCAGGUGUCGGCGGCAUCGAAGCAGUCUGAACUCACAACGCUCUCUCCACUUGACAUGACUGUUGGGUUGAUGUCUUCCAUUGUGUUACAUGCAGCUGUGUUUUUUGUGUGAUAGACAUACAAAUCCUUUAAGCAUUUGCCUGUAGCUCUGAGGUCAUUUCUGUCGUUCGGGUACCUUGGUGCCUCUUCUCCGGAGAGUAGCCACUGAAUCAAAAUCAAGCAUAAAAUCACUAAAUCAUGUCCAUUAGAGACUUUUAUUGAUUCCAAAGGGUUCACCCACUUUUCCGCACCUCUUUUUAAACGUCCGGCUGCGUCUGACUUUCAGCGGCUGCAGCUGGAAACUACUAUUUAUAAUGAUGGACUUGCCAAACUGCUGAACAGUUGCCUAAAAACACUUGCUUUGGUUAAUUCAAUCCAGAUCUUUGUAAUGCAGUGCUCAUGCUGCAGGUUUUUUUAACAUGUUAAGAUUUUAGGAAAAUGUGUUUUUGAAUUGUUUUUAAAAAAUAAAGCACUUUAUUUCCAUGA